AUGAACAAACGUACGCAAUCUUCGAUUAUAAGCAAUACUAUUUUCCGCAACUUUUUCGAGGCUAAAAUAGGAAGAAGCUAUGAUAAUAAUAGAAUAAAGUUUUUGUCCCCUAGGAACAAUAAAGGAUUUUGUCAAGCUAUUGACACUACUACUGAUAGGACGUGUAGUUUGGCGUGUCGGAUAAAGUCAUAUAUGACUCAUCCGGUAUGCAAAAAACAUGACAAACCAAAGUUUGUCGCUGCAAUUCACGCCAAAGAAUAUUUGAACCUCGAUCUUAAGCGCCCUGUUGAAGGAGGCAAUUUUUACAUCAUGCAUAGAAUUGAUCAACCGGAACUUUAUAAAAUUGGUCUCGAUAUUAGCAAUGAAAAUUGUGAUUUCGAAGAUCGUAUCUCACAACAUGAAGAAAGCCCUUGUAACGCAGUUUUCGCAGAAGGGUAUGUUACUCCUAUCCAUGCUGAUUGCCGUUUAGUUGACGGAUUAAUCAAAAAACUGUUGGCUAGUUCGCGAGUUGAUAUUAAAUGCAAUUGUAACCGUAAUCAUAUCGAGUAUUAUGAUGAUAUGGCAUUGUCGAUCUUUGAACGUGUUGAAUACUGGAUUUUCAAUAAUCCAACGGGUCCAAUAACUGACAAGAUCAAGAAUGUAAUUUCCUUUUCUCAUUCUUCUUAG
Molecule: messenger RNA, 666 nt
Organism: Funneliformis geosporum
Lineage: Eukaryota; Fungi; Glomeromycota; Glomeromycetes; Glomerales; Glomeraceae
Source: the annotation of a GenBank genome assembly